Messenger RNA from Trypanosoma grayi, 1311 nucleotides. Its product is annotated as putative RNA helicase. The transcript has a single exon. The record is from RefSeq and is a predicted model, not a curated record. Lineage: Eukaryota; Euglenozoa; Kinetoplastea; Trypanosomatida; Trypanosomatidae. The coding region runs from base 1 to 1311 and encodes 436 amino acids. Gene Ontology annotation, molecular function: RNA helicase activity; ATP binding; RNA binding.
AUGAGCAGUGGACUUGCCGACUUUGACGGGGACGACGUGAAGGCGCCCAUUGUGGCCGCACAGGCGCCCAUCAACGUAGGCAUGGGCACGCACAGCGCUGUCGCGCUCGGCGGGUUCCAGGACUUCUGCCUCAAAAGCGAACUCGCCAACGCCAUCCGCGAGAACGGCUUUGAGCACCCCAGCGAGGUGCAGCACCAGGCUCUGCCGCAGGCCAUGCUUGGCGCGGACAUUCUCGCCCAAGCGAAGUCCGGCAUGGGCAAGACCGCCGUCUUUGUCUUUGCGCUGCUCGAGCAGAUCGAGAAGGUGCAGGAGGGGCAAAAGCCGCGCUGCCAGGCCAUUGUUGUUGUUCACGCCCGUGAGCUGGCGUACCAGAUUGAGCAGGAGUUCAAGCGCUUCAACAAGUACCUGCCAUACUGUACCACCGGUGUCUUCUUCGGUGGCAUCCCUGAGGACGAGAACGUGAAGCAGCUCAAGAAGGAGGUUCCCGCGAUAGUCGUGGGCACGCCAGGACGCCUCAGUGCCCUCAUCCAGCGCAAGGCACUCGAUGUGUCUCGCGUCAAGUGGUUCGUCGUGGAUGAAUUCGACCGCUGCCUAGAGGACGUGAAGAUGCGCCGCGACGUGCAGACGGUGUUCCUCAAGACCCCGAAGGAGAAGCAGGUGAUGAUGUUCUCCGCCACAAUGACGGAGGAGCUGCGCAACGUCGCCAAGAAGUUCAUGAACAACCCAACGGAGAUCUACGUUGACCAGCGGGCGAAGCUGACGCUGCACGGCCUCGCGCAGUUCUACGUGAACGUCACUGAGGCGCAGAAGCUUCGCAAGCUGUGCGAGAUCCUCGACGCAGUGGAGUUCAACCAAGCCAUCAUCUUCGCCUCCUCUGUGGAGCGGUGUGAGGCGCUGUGCCGCCAGCUCCAGGCGCUCAAGUUCCCGGCUAUGGCGAUCCACUCCCGCAUGGAGCAGCCGGAUCGACUCCGUGUGUACGAGAGCUGCAAGACGAACCACACCCGCAUCAUUGUCGCGACGGAUCUCUUCGGUCGCGGCGUUGACAUUGACCGCAUCAACCUCGUGGUGCAGUUCGACAUGGCGUCCGACGCAGAUUCGUUUCUCCACCGCGUGGGCCGCGCUGGUCGCUUCGGCACGAAGGGCCUCACGGUGGCUUUUCUCACCGAGGAGGAGAAGGAGAUCAAGCGCGAAAACCGCAAGUACACAGACCACGGCAUCAUGAAGGAGGUGCAGGAGCGGUUUGAGAUGCAGGUGCAGGAGCUGACGGACGUCAAAACGCAGCUCAACCAGAGCCAGUACAUGAACCAGUAG